AUGACGAUCAAGUUAUCAACUUACAUUUGCAUCGUAUUAUUCGGCUCUACGUCAUGGCUGAGUACAAAUUCUGUAUGGUUAGAGCUGCCGUUACUUACCGAGAAACUACCAGAAGGGUGGAGUUUGCCGUCGUAUCUGACUGUUGUCGUACAGAUUGCUUCUAUUGGUCCAUUGAUUUACAGUAUCAUACGUAAAUUAUCAAAAGUAUCUAUUCCAAUACCAGCUAUGAUCUUAACAUUACUUAUAUUUUGCUGUUUGUGCACCGUGCUGAUGGCACUGUUUUGGUCUCAAACCAUCUUCUUGUUUGGGCAAGAACGAUCUGUCGUACUAAUGAUCCUACUUUUUGGUAUGGCAUUAGUUAAUGCAACAUCAAAUGUACUUUUCAUGCCAUAUAUGGCUACGUUUCAUGAUUCUUACUUAACGGCAUAUUUUGUUGGCAUGGGCUUAAGUGCUUUAUUUCCGAGUAUUGUUUCGAUUUUGCAAGGCAGUGGUAAUAAUUGCGUUGUUGUAAAUGGAACGUCGAUACAAACCAGUGGUAUUUUACAAUUUGGCGUUAAAGAAUUUAAUUUCAUAAUGCUUAGUUGGAUGCUUCUUGCUACCGUUGCAUUUGUUUGCUUAAUUUUUCUUAAAAAUGCUAAAAUUGCCGGAAAAAAAGAACCUUCAACGGACCAGUCACCUAAGAAAUUAUCUCCGUCAGUUGAUGAACCUGGCUCACCUAGCAGUAGAGAAUUUAACCCUUUGAAUCAGUGUGCGGAAACGUAUGGCGCUGAAAAUAGAUCACGUACUAAUAACUUACGAUUCAUGUUAUUAUUAUUUUUGAUAGCAUCCAUAAGCGCUCAAAUGAAUGGAAUCGUCCCGAGUGUUCAAAGUUACGCAUCAUUGCCUUUCUCUCAGAAAACAUACCAUCUUGGUUUAACAUUAUCGAAUAUCGUUUCACCAAUUGUUUGCUUUUUACCCCUUUUUGUGAAAAUUAAUGGUUUACCUGUGUUGGUGUCAUUAACGAUGGUAUCAACAGUGCUAACCGGAUUGAUUAUCGCUUUUGCAGCUAUGAGUCCGACACCCAUCUUGCAAUUUUCUGCAUGGGGAUCUGUUCUCAUUAUAAUUGUGGUGGUUUGCUCUGUAGCAUUGAAUUCAUUCCUUCGAACAGUUCUAGCAACUGUAUUGGGUAAUGACACAAAUGAUAGGGAAAUGAGGCUUUUCUGGGGUGGAUUAUUUAUACAGGUUGGAUCUCUUCUGGGUUCAAUUGCAAUGUUUCCAUUAAUCAAUAUCCUUCACUUGUUUAUUCCUGCACCACCAUGUCAAUAG
Brugia malayi is the source of this 1305-nucleotide messenger RNA. RefSeq names its product Protein C20orf54 homolog, putative. The coding region runs from base 1 to 1305 and encodes 434 amino acids. The transcript has 8 exons. Gene Ontology annotation, molecular function: riboflavin transmembrane transporter activity. The record is from RefSeq and is a predicted model, not a curated record. Gene Ontology annotation, biological process: riboflavin transport. NCBI's taxonomy places the organism in Eukaryota, Metazoa, Nematoda, Chromadorea, Rhabditida, Onchocercidae. Gene Ontology annotation, cellular component: plasma membrane.